Messenger RNA from Phragmites australis (common reed), 575 nucleotides. RefSeq lists its product as uncharacterized. The transcript is spliced from 2 exons. The record is from RefSeq and is a predicted model, not a curated record. NCBI's taxonomy places the organism in Eukaryota, Viridiplantae, Streptophyta, Magnoliopsida, Poales, Poaceae. Bases 33 to 281 code for a protein of 82 amino acids.
GCUAGAGUGUUGGUGCUUGCAUUGCGCGCGUGAUGGCCGUGCUGCCGCGGCGCCCCCGCCUCGUGGCGCUCGCCGUGGCGCUCUUGCUGGCAGCCACGAGCGGCUGCCUCUGCCAGAACGUCCCGGUGCCGUCCUCCGGCCGCGUCCUCCUGUCGACGCCGUCGUCUCCUCCGCCGUCGCCGGGCACCCCUCCUCCUCCGUUCGUUUUCCCGCGGCCGAUCUGUCGCCGCUGCCCGCCGCGCUGCCCGCCUGAAGGUUGCUCCGGCAACGGCUCGCCUUAGUUUUCACAGUCACCGUCAUCGUCCAGGCAAUUGAGCUUCGGCACAAGUUAUCUACAGUCUACCGACCACUCCAUGUUGUGAUGAGGAAGCCUAGAUUCAACAAAAAAGAAAGAAAUAUACUACACUAAAUAGACAGACCCAUAACCGGUCACGGCCUAGCAUGCAUGUAUUAAGAGUUACAGAGGCUAUAUGUAGUAUUUGAAUAAGUUCGAUCGGAGACUCAAGAUAAUGUAUCAUGUCAUGAAUAGCUUUGAAAGUAGCUAAUAGAAUUAUCUAUAUCUAUAUUUCUAUAAA